UUACCCCCCAUGUUCCUAGCUGAGAUGGCGGUCGACUCUUCAGAUGCAAGUAAACCCUCCGAGGACUUGAGGGACAGCGAAGCAGAGUGCAAUGCUGCGGAGGACAUGGCCAUUAUCGGCUUCUCUCUCGACUUCCCAGACGCAGCUUCCCCCGAGGCCUUCUGGGAUCUGGUACUAUCGGGUCGGUCUGCGGCAAAAGCUUUUCCUGCACAGAGACUCAACCAGCAUGCAUGGCAGAGUGGAGAUGCGUCGUCGCGUGGAACGAUACGCCCGCAAAAGGCGCACUUCCUGGAACGGGACCUUGCAGCCUUCGAUGCCCCCUUCUUUGCUAUCACAGCCGCCGAAGCAGCAGCACUGGACCCACAGCAGCGCUUGCUUCUAGAGACAACGUACAGAGCGCUCGAAAAUGCUGGAAUUCCGAUCACCCAAAUCAGCGGGUCCGAUGCGGCCGUCUUCACAGGCUCUUUUACUGCAGACUACCAACAGCUAGCCGGCAAAGAUCCCGAGCUGAUGCCGACGUACUCUACAACAGGUUUUGCCGGAUCAAUGCUGUCGAACCGCAUUAGCAGCUUCUUCAAUCUAACUGGUCCCAGCAUGACGAUCGACACUGCCUGCUCGAGCAGCCUCGUAGCAUUGGACAUGGCCUGCCACUCCUUACGCAGGUGCGAAUCCUCGCUGGGAAUAGUCACGGGCUGCAAUCUUUUGUUCAUGCUGGACCUGACCAUAGGUUUGUCCAACAUGGGUUUUCUAUCGCCCGAUGGCGUUUGCCACAGCUUCGAUGAGCGCGCGAACGGUUACGCUCGUGGGGAAGGCGUGGGCGUCCUCAUCAUCAAGCCUGUUGUUGCAGCCCUCCGCGACGGGGAUACUAUUAGGGCUGUUAUCCGUGCCUCCGGCUCUAAUCAGAAUGGCAGUACAAACCUGGCUCAGCCAAGUAAGACUGCUCAAGUCAAGCUGAUCGAGGAUACAUACAGCCGCGCUGGCCUCAAUAUGUCACUGACCGGUUUUGUCGAGGCCCACGGCACGGGCACUGCGGCUGGCGACCCAAUAGAAGCCAAUGCAAUUGGUGAAGCCUUCCGCACUCGUCGCCCCCACGAUGUACCACUUUACAUCGGUGCAUCAAAAGCGAAUGUCGGUCACCUUGAGGGGGUGAGUGGAAUUGCGGGCGUCAUCAAAGCAAUUCAGGUCCUUGAGAAGGGAGUCAUACCCCCCAUCGCUGACUUGAAGGUUUUAAAUCCUGCCAUAGAUUCUGAUUUCCUGAAUCUGGGGUUUCCGAAACAUCCUGUCAGGUGGCCGAAACCAGGCCUGCGAAGGGCAUCUAUCAAUUCCUUCGGAUUUGGUGGCACCAAUGCACAUGUUGUCCUCGAUGAUGCUUAUCACUACCUCCAACGACGCGGACUUAGCGGCCGCCAUUGCACGAGCUCAUCUCCGCCGCAAGAUCUACAUAUCCCGUCGGAAACCGAAGUAUGGUUCGCGUCGAAUCCAACAUCGGGGAGAUGCGAGCUCACGCCACCCUUUCUGUUUGUCUGGUCUGCUGCAGACGAACAAGGUGUUGAUAGACUUUCUUCGGCAUACCAAUCAUAUCUCGCCACCGUUCCCCGCUCUAGCAGUAUCGAUUACGUGCUUCUCGACGCAUUGGCACGGACCCUCUUCGAGCGAAGGACUUUGCUGGACUGGAGAUCUUUUGCGGUUGCACAAUCCGUUCCCGACCUUGCCCAUAAGCUUCAGAGCCGGCCCACGUACACAAAGGUUACUCGUAAUCCAAAGCUGGGCUUGGUUUUUACGGGACAAGGUGCACAGUGGCAGAACAUGGGCAAAGAACUCCUUGUUUACCCUGUAUUUCAUCGGAGUCUACUGGAAGCAGAAACGUAUCUUCAGACUCUAGGGUGUAAAACAAAGUUCAUUGCCGACUUCAUCGACGGCCCUGAGUCCACAACAGCGAUCAAUGAUCCUGAGGUGGCGCAGCCUAUAUGUACAAUGCUACAGAUAGCCUUGGUCGACCUACUGCACUCCUGCAAUGUCUCCCCCUCGAUUGUCAUUGGUCAUUCUAGUGGCGAGAUCGCAGCCGCUUAUGCUUCUGGAAAAUUAUCAGGCAAGUCAGCGUUGAGACUGGCGUAUUGGAGAGGAGCACUGUCGAGCACAUUAACACGACAAGGCAUCACUGCAGGAUCUAUGCUAUCUGUAGCUCUUUCUGAAGAUGCAGCAAACGCCUAUAUUGAUGCAGUAAAACACAAGGUUGGCCAUGGUAUUCUUUGCAUUGCAUGCAUCAAUAGCCCCUCUAACGUUACAAUAUCCGGUGAUGCAGCAUUGAUACAGGUCCUUAAAGCCGGGCUAGAUCGGCACGGUAUAUUUAACCGGUUACUGUCCGUGCCGGUGGCUUACCACUCUCCCCACAUGGCAACUAUCACCCAUGCAUAUACCGAAAAAAUAGGGUCCCUGGUUCGAGAAGAUCAAGACUAUGGCGUUGUUCCAAUGAUCUCGUCAGUGACAGGCAAGCUAGUCGAUGCAGACACUCUCUGCCAACCGUCUUAUUGGGUACAAAAUCUUGUAUCUCCGGUUCAAUUUGUGAACUCUGUCAAAGCUUGUUGCGCGGCUUUAGGGAAAGGCAUCACAAAGAAGAUCGAUUUGAGUCAUCGCAAUAAUGUGCAGGCCACACAUCUGCUCGAAGUGGGCCCACAUUCUACUUUACGGGGCCCGAUAAGAGAGAUUCUCAACACCAUUGCGCAUGGUUCGAAGAUUGCUUACACGUCCACGCUUAUUCGCCGACAGUCAGCGGUGUCAUCCCUGCUGCAAGCAUUAGGUCAACUACAUUGUUCGGGAUUUCCUGUAGACGUGCGGCAAGUUAAUGCUCCUCUUGGGAAUACCAGAAACAAAGCGUUUGCCCUUCCAUUUUUGCCUGAAUAUCCUUUCGAUCAUUCCCGUACCUAUUGGGAAGAGUCUCGUAUUAGUAAGAAAAUCAGGCUGAGGAAGCAUGGGAGGAAUAACUUUUUAGGUGCACCGGUUGCGGAUUGGAAUCCACUUGAGCCUCGAUGGAGACAUUUCCUGGAUUCAUCGCCCACGUCGGCAUUGUCAUGGGUGUGCGACCACAAGAUCAAUGGCGAUAUUCUGUUUCCCGCCUCUGGCAUGCUAGUGAUGGCAAUGGAGGCGGUUGCUCAAUUAGCUGAUGACAAGGGUAAAUCGAUCGAGGCGUAUGAAUUACGAGACGUCGAAUUCAUCACGGGUUUGACUAUUCCCAGCGACAAAGAAGCUGUCGAGACUCAAAUUCGCCUGAAGGAUCUUGCGGAUGUACCUGGUAAUAUGCACUCCGGGUACCAAUUUUCCAUUUGUGUUCAUCGAGAAACCUUUACCUCUGAAAUUUGUCGAGGAUCCGUAAAGCCAGUCUAUUUAGACACAAAGUCCCGGUCAGUGGACAGCGGCCGCGAAUCUCGAGCUGCGGUAGCUUCGGCCGUGUCUGACGCGGAACACGCACUGGCGCAGUGCACAAGCAGCUCCGAAGGACAAAAGCUGUAUGACCGCAUCUCCAGGCAUGGUUAUCAUUUCGGAGAACGAUUCCGCAGUAUCAAGAAAAUUCACUACAAUGAGACAGGCCAAGCGGUCGGGGAGAUCAACAUGUACAAGGAUGGUCUUGCGCCACCCAGCGUAAUACACCCUGUGACUCUUGAUGGCAUCCUGCAAAUGAUGCUACCGGCGGUGUGGAAAGGUGAAAACUCCAAAUUGUCAACCAUAGUUCCAACGCAGGUAGACCGCAUAUGGAUUUCUAGUCCAGGGCUCAUCGCGAACCCGACUGCGUCCAUGAUACGAGCACACGCCUCUCCCCGAUCAAAAGACACUCGAACUACCGAAUCUAUAAUUUACGCCUUCGAUGCGCAUCUUAGCCGCAUUCUCGUUCACGUAGAUGGGAUACGAGCGAAGGCCGUGUCUGAGCCUUUGAACGCGACUAGGGCAACUGAGGAGUCUGCGCGAAGAUUAUGCUUCAAUCUCGUAUCCAACCCGGACGUAUCUUUGAUGAACCAACAUCAGCUACAGCAGCUUCUGGCAUCUAAACGAUCAACAUUACCUGAUCCUGUGGAUCUUUCGCGUGAUCUCGAGCUGUUUGUAUCGGCUGUGAUGGCGAAAGCAUCGCAAGAGCUGUUACCGAGUGACAUGGCGAAACAUACACCCCAUUUGACCAGCCAAUUCUGUUGGAUCCGAGAGAGGGUCUCUGGGGAAGUAGUGAAUGAUGUAAGACUCAACGAUUUACAUUGCCGAAUCAAAGAGCAUGGGCGAAUAGGCGAGAUUUACAGUCGCUUUGGGCAAAAUCUGCUACCUAUUCUUCGGGGUGAAUGCGACGCACUUGAGCUACUGAGCCAGAACAAUAUGCUACAAGACUACUACCAACUUAUUGGAAAGACGUGGAAGUUCACAGACUCGAUGAAAUUCUAUUUGAGUCUUCUUUCCCACAAGAACCCGACUAUGAGAGUCUUGGAGGUCGGUGCCGGUACCGGAUCUACUACGAUAUCUGCGCUCGAAUCUCUUACAACUCCCACAUCAUAUGGCUACUCGACGCGCUAUUCCAGAUAUGAUUUUACUGACAUCUCACAUUCGUUCCUCGCCAAGGCAGAAAAUGACUUCGCGUCAUACCCGAAGAUGAAAUUUGGUAUUUUAGAUGCGGAGAGUGACCCUGUGGCCCAAGGAUUCGAGGCGAGUUCCUACGACGUUAUCGUGGCAGAUAAUGUUCUCCAUGCAACAAAGUCAUUGGACACAACGCUCAGUUAUCUGAGAAGACUAUUAAAAGAGGGUGGUAAACUACUACUCAUUGAACUUACCGAGCCGAAAUCUUGCACGGAGAGUCUGAUAUUCGGGUGCUUGCCAGGCUGGUGGCAGAGUGACGAUUCCUAUAGAAACAGCGGGCCCAUCAUCACGGAGCGAAUGUGGAAUGAAGCACUAUUAAAAAAUGGGUUCUCCGGCACGGAUGUAGUUACCCGCGAUUACGAUACCUUGGAUCACCAUGCGAGCUUCAUGAUAUCCACGGCCGUUGGUAGCGCAAUUCAACCAGCCAUCCCAUCUCCACCUAUACGAAUCAUCACUGGAUUCAACGACUUCGCAGUACCUUCUUUAUAUCGUAUCGUGCAAGAACAGACUCAGGCAUCAGCGACAACCUUCGAGGGUGCUGCAGGAAUUGAAGAACUGAGUCAAGAGCUGAUGAUCGUUAUCUUUGACGAUACCUGGCCAUCGUUAGACCGCUUAAGCGAUUCACAAUUCUCGUCUUUGCACUUUGUUCUCAUGCAUGCGAAGGCAAUACUUUGGAUCAAUGAGACUUCUAACCAACCGGAUGAAUGUCCCAUGUAUGGUUUGGCUACCGGUCUUGCCAGGACUCUGCGCUUAGAGAGAGAUGAUCUUGUGUUCACCACGCUUACACUGAGCAGUGACUCUCGAAGUACUCAUCCCACUCAUCUCGAGAUCGCUCUGAAGAAUACUCCGCAGGGUAUUGAGACCGGUGUGUAUGAACCGGAGCUGGCUGUGACAGAUGGUAUGCUUUAUAUUCCUCGUGUUUAUGAGGAUGACAAGCUCAAUCAACAGGUAUACAGCAUGACCGCCGAAAGGCAAGAGCUUAUACCAUUCGGAAACAAGAAUCUCAGCCUGCGCACUCGCUCAGCGGGUCUUCUCGAGUCUUUGUAUUUUGAGGAGAUAAGAGGAGCACCUCGACCGCUAGCGCCAGACGAGUUGGAAAUCCAGGUUAAAGCCGUCGGUGUCAAUCUCAAGGAUGUACUUGUGGCCAUGGGUCAUGUCAACGCCAGCACAUUCGGAACUGAGUGCUCAGGUAUCAUAAUUAAUUCAGGGUCUAAUUGUCGUCUGAAGAAGGGCGACUCCGUGAUUGCACUUGCCUCGAAUGGAUUCCAGCGUUCGAUUCGAUGCAAGCAGGAGUUGGCAGAACUCACCCCACAUAACAUGUCCUUUGUGGAAGCAGCAUCGAUUCCAACCAAUUUCGUCACUGCACAUCACGCAUUGAUAGAAAUCGCUAGGCUUGCGCCUGGCGAGUCAGUGCUCAUCCAUGCCGGAGCGGGCGGCACUGGGCAGGCAGCUAUUCAGAUAGCACUUCAUUGCGGGGCCACGGUAUACACUACUGUCGGGUCGGAAUCAAAGAAAAGGCUUCUUAUGGAUCACUACGGCCUCUAUGAAGAACAUAUUUUAUAUAGUAGGGACCUGUCAUUUGCACAGGGUAUCUACCGCCUUACCAACGGACGGGGAGUUGACGUGGUCCUAAACUCACUAUCAGGGGAAAGCCUCUUGGCUUCUUGGGAUUGCAUAGCAUCCUAUGGGCGAUUCAUAGAGAUUGGAAAGCGCGAUAUACUCUCGAAAGGACAGCUUUCUCUUAACAAUUUUGAGCAGAACGUCACGUUUAGUGCUGUUGACAUUGCAGCCAUGGCCACAGAACGACCGAAGAUGGUUCAAAGAGCUUUCCGCGAAGUCCUACAGCUUUUCAAGGAUGGUGCGCUGCGCGUCGUACAGCCAAUCAAAACUUUUUCGAUCAAUGAAGUGGAGAAAUCGUUUCGGUAUCUCCAAAGCGGUAAGAGUUCUGGAAAAGUGGUAGUCGAGAUUGAUCCGCGGAUCAUGGUCCCAGCUGUCUUCGAACCAGGAACGUCUUCGAAUUUCGACCCAAACUACACGUAUGUGAUUGCUGGAGGUUUGGGAGGCCAAGGACGUAGUAUAGCUACCUGGAUGGUAUCCAAGGGCGCACGCAAUCUACUACUUCUUGGGAGGAGGAGUGCAGCAUCUGCGGCUGCUGCUGGUUUUGUGCAGAAUAUGUUAGACGCUGGUGUAAGAGUGAGCACUCCACCAUGCGAUAUUACCGAUGAGGUUGCUCUGGCGAAUGUGCUCGAUUCUUGCAGAAAGCACAUGCCCCCCAUUCGAGGGUGUUUUCAAGCAUCAAUGGUGAUAAGAGACGUGACCUUUGCGAACAUGUCUCCAACGCAAUGGAGGGAGACGCUCCUCCCUAAGGUUACCGGCUCCUGGAACCUCCACCGACUUUUACAUGAGGAUUUGGACUUUUUCAUCAUUCUAUCCUCUGUCAGCGGCAUCAUCGGAUCAAAAGGCCAAUCUAACUACGCAGCAGCCAACACUUUCCAGGAUGCGCUUGCCCUCCAGCGAGCGGCAGACGGCAAAAAGGCUACGACGAUCAAUUUGAGCGCCAUGGCCAAUGAAGGCGUUUUCGCUGAAAAUCGCGAUUCCCUCGAAUGGGUAAUCUCCAUGAAACAAAUGCUCCCUAUGACGCAGCCUGAGCUAUUCGCGUUGCUAGACGAACCUUGCGGCGGUCUACAAAACUCUUCAUCCCCAGCUUCCUAUCCUUCUAAUAUUCAGAAACAAACCCAAAUCGUAACCGGUCUUCAAAUUCCCUCCGUCGUCGCUGCAAAGGGCGAUAUACAGCCAUCAUGGAUGACUCAACCUCUCUUCUCUCCUCUACAUUCCAUCACCGCACCGUCCUCCACAUCCACGACCACUAAUUCUUCUGACCCCAACGCUCUCGACGCUACCAAAACUACAACAACCGAUAUACCUACCCUACUUCGGUCUCACUCUUCAUCGUCGUCCGCCACGCAAGACCUUGCCACUAUCCUCGCUUCCAAAUUGUGCAAAUUCCUUUCUGUGGCACCCGAGCAGUUCGAUACGUCCCGCCCGCUGCACUCGUACGGAAUCGAUUCACUUAUUGCAAGCGAGCUGCGUACGUGGUUUCUAAAAGCAGUGGAGGUAGAUAUCUCAGUUUUCGAGAUUCUGGGCGGCGAUUCUACAGAGGGGUUAGCGGCUGUAGCUAUUGGGAAGCUAGAUAAGAAGACGGUAAAGGCGUAGA
Periconia digitata is the source of this 7822-nucleotide messenger RNA. NCBI's taxonomy places the organism in Eukaryota, Fungi, Ascomycota, Dothideomycetes, Pleosporales, Periconiaceae. The record is from the annotation of a GenBank genome assembly.